AUGCUGGAUCUCCUCUCGCCAGUGAACAGCGCGGCGGAAGGCAGACCACUCCUCUUCCGCACCACAAGCUUUGGCGACCUCUCGGGCAACACGACGGGCUCGGCGAGCACGCCGUCCGUGGACGCGCCGUUUAGCAGCUCGCGGGGCCUGCGCGAGCACCUGCGCCGCCACUCGGAGAGCAGCUUGAGCUACGGUGAGUCGCCGCGCGACCUCUUCACGGAGCCAGGUCGCGUCCACCAGCUCCGCAAGGCGCGGUGCGCGCUCGUCUUUGCGCUCUCGCUCUCGGCACUGGGCAUCGUGUGGAUGCUCACGAUGCUCUUUGUACUCACGGACUUGAACACGGACGAGUACAUCUUCUCGGGCGCGGUUGUCUCGUUCCUAUUUUGCUCGGCGAUCCUAUGGAGCUACUCGGGCUGCCACCGACUGCAGAAGUACCCGAACCAGCUCAUUGUCCAUAAAUCGGCUCUCGACUGGCUCCUCGCGCUGGCCUACAUGCUGCAGUACCUUCUGACGUUGCCGAUGCUGCCACGCACCGUUCAUUUGCCGGCCGCGACGCCCGCACUGACCCAAGCUUUGUUGCUCGCGGCGGAAUUCUGGUCGUGCGCCAUGAGUUUGGACUUGUACCAGUCGAUCUCGAACCCAUUUACCUCGUUUUCGUACAACUUGAACGUGUACCGGGUCACGUCGCUUGGGCUCGGCGCUAUCUCGGGGCUUGUCUUUUACCAACUGGAAGUUGUACCGGGGCACUGCGCGCUCGACCGGGGCACACGCUACUACUGGUACCACCACGGCGACCCGUCGCUUCCGCUGCGGGACUUUGUCCUCAAGGAGUGGACAUAUUACUAUCUCUGGGUCGUUUUGUUCAUGCUCAUCUCGCUCGGAACGCUGCUCUACGUGAACCGGCGGCUUCGGCGCGGCUUGGAAGAAACCUUCGAGACGCGCAAGAAGGUGCUCGUGCAUGGCCUUAUCGCCAGCGGCACGUACGUCUCGUGGUCGACCUGGGUCAUCCUCCUCUUCUCAGUCGGCUCGCUCGUGCUCCCGCUGCACUCGCUUCUCGCGGCCAAGCACCUCGCCGGCAUUCUAAACCUCAGCGCGUUCACGCACGGCGCCCGCGGCUGCGUCAACUUGCUUGUCUGGGCGUGCACGAAUGCGUCCGAUGUCUGGAACGUGCUCUUCUUCGCGCGUCGGGAGCGGUCGCUCUCGGACGACUGGCUGCUGGAGAACCCGGACGAGAGCCUCAAGCCGCAGCUGAAUUUGGCUCUGCGCAAGCAAGUGAUUCAGAUGGCGACGCGCGGUAUCGUCGAUGCGAUCGAGCACUACCAGCUGCUGCACCAGAGCAUUCGCACGACGCAGUCGUUCCACCUCGACUGGGACCUCCGGCAGCGCGCCAAGUCGUCCAUGUCGGCGUCGCUCUCGUCGGCGCGACGGAUCGGCAUGGAGGAAAUGCAGUUUUACGACUUUCAGCCGCGAUUGUUUGCGACCAUUCGGGCGCUCAUGGGGCUCAACGAGGACGAGUACCUCCGGAGCUUCCGGCACACGGCCAACGAGCGGCUCUCGGAAGGCCGGAGCGGUGCGUUCGUCUUCAACACGAUCAACCGCAAGUACCUCGUCAAGUCCAUGACCGAGGACGAGCGCGACUUCCUCAUCUCGAUCUUACCCGCGUAUUUGCAGUACCUCAAGUGGAACCCGUCGACGCUCCUCCCUCGGUUUUAUGGCCUCCAUGCGAUGAAGAUGUACGGCAAGACGUUCUUCUUUGUGGUCAUGGCCAACAUCUUCCCGACGCGCGAAGUCAUCCACCGACGCUACGACGUGAAAGGCAGCUGGAUUGACCGCAACGCGCCGGUCUGUGUCCUCGGCGACAAGUAUCAAUGCGCCAACUGCAACCGGUACUUCGUGUUUGGCGAUUUGGAAGAGUGCCCGAGCGUCGUCGGCGAGCACUACCCGGACAUCACCUUGCGCGACAACGACCUCAAGAAGCGCAUCAAGCUGCCACGAGAGACUUCGCAUGCGCUGCUCAAGCAGAUCGCCCGGGACAGCGACUUUCUCUGCGGCAUGGGCAUCAUGGACUACUCGCUCCUCAUCGGCAUGCACUACAGCCAAUUCCGCAUCUCGCGCGCGGAGAAGAAGACGUCGACGUCUCUGCGCAAGGACGUGCUGCAAAGAGACUUGGGCGAUCGCGUCGACGCGAUGAGUCCGAGCAUGACCAACCCCGUGCUGCGUGUGAGCCACAACGCGUCGCCGAAGCUGUCGUGGCGAACGCGGCACGACUCGGCGUCGUCGUCGUCGUACUCCAAGACCCACGGCGACUCGAUUGCUUUGGAUGACGACGACGACGGCAACAGCGCCGGGCGCAUCCAUGCGCACUGCGUCUCCGGCCCAAGUGCGUACUACGUUGGCAUCAUUGACGUGCUGCAGACGUGGACGUUCGAGAAGCAGAUGGAGCGCCUCUACAAAGUUCAUGUCCUCCGGAAAGACCCGCGGGGCAUCUCGGCCGUGCACCCAAGCAGUACGCCAAGCGCUUCCAGAUGAAAAUGUGCCAGCUACUGUACCAACCCGGCGACGACGACAACCCGGCGUCGUAGUCCUUAUUAACCUAAACUAGUACC
Saprolegnia parasitica CBS 223.65 is the source of this 2606-nucleotide messenger RNA. RefSeq lists its product as hypothetical. The record is from RefSeq and is a predicted model, not a curated record. The transcript has 8 exons. Lineage: Eukaryota; Oomycota; Saprolegniomycetes; Saprolegniales; Saprolegniaceae. Gene Ontology annotation, molecular function: phosphatidylinositol kinase activity. Gene Ontology annotation, biological process: phosphatidylinositol metabolic process. The coding region runs from base 1 to 2529 and encodes 842 amino acids.